GGACCGGCGGGAGACUUCCGGCCCCGCGAGGGCGGUCCGUCAGCGGCGGCGACACAGAGACCGAGACCGAGCAGCAGGGUGUCUGCGAUGGCUCGAAUUAUCAUGGGGAAACUUUUGCUGAGGAAUGUGAUCCGCCACAGAGACGCCCACAAUAAGAUUCAGGAAGAGUCCGAAAUGUGGAAAAUCCGAGAAAAAGAGAAACAAAUAAACGAUGAAGGAGGUUUUCAGCAGAAGAGGAGAAAAUCUGUUGAGGGUUUGCCAGGCGGCAGGAUGCGGUGUGACGGGUACAGUGCAGAGGAAGCUGAGAGAAGGGUGGAUGCGGCACUGAUGUCUCUGGAGGACGAACGUGAAAGCAGAUACUGGACGAAGAAACUCUACGAUUUUGAGGCGAAUGAUCCGAACAGAUGGGGACACAGUGGAUACAAGGAGCUUUACCCAGAAGAGUUUCAAUCAGAUGGCGCCCAGCAAGGCAGCAGCCAGGAGAACUCUACCAAACACUCUGGCAUCUCUUCCUCCAAAGGGAACUCUCGAAAACGCAAGCGUUCGAGCAAAUCCGGCAAAAAGAAGCGCAAGAAGAAAUCCCACAAAAAGGUGCGGAGGAAGAGGAGAGCGGGAAGCAGCGAGUCGUCGAGCGAGACGGACAGUUCCGAGGAGGAGGAGGAGGAGGAAUGGGGUAAGGCAGAGAAGGAUGUUAACAGUCGGGGGAAGAAAAGGGCAAAGAGGAAACACCGCAAAAAGACUUCGAAGAAGCCCAAGAAAAAGCAGUCGCCCUCCUCUACCUCGGCCUCCGAAAACGACUCUUCUGACAGCAGCGAUUGCGACACUAGCAGCAAAGAUGAGAGCGACUGCAGGGACGAUGGGGAGAAGGGGAGGGAGAGAAGGAGGCAGAGGAGGAUGAGGAGAAGGAGGAAGAAAGAUUCUCGAAAUCCACCAAACGAAGCUGUGGUCAGAGAAGAGGGGCACGAGAGGAAAAAGAGAAAGGACUGGAAAGCGGCCGAUGACGUGACUUCCGACGAGAGCGGGGAGGACGACUUGAAUUAGAGGCAUGUCUUGAGGUUCAUGUCCUUCUCAAACCUGCUGAGCUCAUGUCCCGCUGAGUGAGCUUCCCCCCCCCCCUCCCCCCACCACCCCAGUCAGGCCAGGGACCGAGUGCAUCAUUUGGUGACCUGGCCAUGUCCCAGUACGAUUUGGGGCAAGUUAUAUGGUCAAAGGUCACUGUAAAUUAUGUUGUCUUGCGAUGGCGAAGAGGAGUUUUUUUUGGAGCUAACUUUCACUUGGAUCGCGAGUCUUAACGAUGCUCCAUCGAGGUGGGUGUUACCCCCCUAUGCACUACUGUACUGUAUUGUAACUCAAAGGCUAUCUGUGUCUCAGCCUCAACCUGUCCUCCUGCCUCUCAGUUUUGUGACUGGCUUCUUUGUAUUGGACUUGAAGCUCGUCACAUUCUUUGGUUGGAGAUUUGCCCUUCACCCCCUCCCACCCGACGUUGAUGAUAAGGAAGCAGUAGUCACCAUCCCAAGUUGAGUCCAAUUUGAGUCAAAAGGUAAUGGAGACGGCAAGGUGGGUGUUUGUAGGGUGGGAUUGGGGUGAAUUGGAGGGUUGGGUUGGAAGGAUUGUUGCAUUAUUUUUAUUCGUCGGUUUUGUUACUCAAACCUUGAAGCAGGUUUUCUGGUUUUUUUUUUGUUUGUUUAUUUGUUUUUGCCCGAAAAGGAGAGAUUUCACAUCACGCCCUUUUCCCAAUGAGCCCACUCGAAACUUCACAAGGAAAUGCAACAGUUUUCAAGGAAGGGAACCUCAAAGAGGAAAGGUGAUACGAACGGGGGAAAGGAGAAAGGAGACGAUGGACGAUUUAAAAGAAUUAUUAAAAAUAAAAUCGACUUAUAAUCACGAGAAAAUGACACUUGGAUGUUUCAAAAAAAAACACAGAUGCCAUUCCUUACGAAGGCAGAAGAUGUUUUGAUGCAACGAAAGGCAAUGCAGUGUUAAAGGCAAGCGAAAUCAACACCUUUCUGCUUUGGCGGAGUGAAUUACAGUGAAUAAUAAUAAUAAUAAUAAUCCUUGCAUUUGAUAUCGAGCCUUAUCAUGACUUCGGAACACCUCAAAGCGCUUCAUAGAAUAUAUCUUAAAGCGGAUUGACUGUCUAUUUUGUGGGCGAAACGCGGCAGCCAAUUAUGUACAGCGGCGUCUCCCACAAACAGUCUUGGAUUGGAGUGACCAAUUUAUUAAUGUUACAAUCACAGCGCUUAUUUAUAAAGGAAAGUUGAACCUUUGUGGAAAGCCGUUCACAGCUUUGAGUAAACAAGUCUAUGCUUUAACAGCAAAUGCACAGAGAUCGCUGCGUAGCUGUUUACAAGGUGAGGUGGAUGUGUCCUCAAUAUUCUCUGCAAUAUUCUUGCUGGUGUUGCCUUUCCCCAUGUUGCUAAGUGACGAUAGCUUUUUAAAAUCAAGUUUUGUAUAUACUGUAUCCUUCAAGGUAUUAAAAUGACAUUUUUUGGGGGGCUCAAUAAAUAUUUUAA
This is a messenger RNA of Callorhinchus milii (elephant shark), 2513 nucleotides long. RefSeq names its product NKAP domain containing 1 (gene nkapd1). NCBI's taxonomy places the organism in Eukaryota, Metazoa, Chordata, Chondrichthyes, Chimaeriformes, Callorhinchidae. The transcript has 6 exons. The record is from RefSeq and is a predicted model, not a curated record. Bases 88 to 1041 code for a protein of 317 amino acids.